Exophiala aquamarina CBS 119918 is the source of this 1101-nucleotide messenger RNA. RefSeq lists its product as uncharacterized. Bases 1 to 1101 code for a protein of 366 amino acids. The record is from RefSeq and is a predicted model, not a curated record. The transcript has 4 exons. Lineage: Eukaryota; Fungi; Ascomycota; Eurotiomycetes; Chaetothyriales; Herpotrichiellaceae.
AUGGCUACCCAAAGGCCCUCUUACUUCGGGAUUGGACAGGACUUGAGUCUCCUGAAAGACUACAUCCCAUAUGUACUCAGCGACAAGAUGAUCUUCUGUGCCAUGAUUGCCAUGUCGUCCACGGCUGCCAACAUUGCAGCCUCCGGAAAUCGUGAACGGAGCCCUGAGACUUUGAAGUAUUAUCAGUUCGCUCUCUCCUUAUUGAGGCAAAGACUGGCGACGGAAGGAGACCAUCCUAGUGAUGCAGUCAUCAUCACCUUGAGCAGCUUGUGCGGAUUUGAGGCAAUGUCAGGGAACUACGAAGGCCUAGAUAUGCAUACACAAGGCAUCAAACAGGUUGUUGCGUUACGCGGAGGUGUUGACUGUCUAGGAUUUGAUGGAUAUUUGAAAACAAUUGCAAUUGCCUGGCAAACCUUCUACAACGCCCGUCAUUCCAGAAUUCUAGACGAUGAAGAACUCUUUCCCAAGAACGGCCAGCUUACCUACCCCGUUCACCCGUUCGAUCCGUCAUUAUGUGAGGCAGUUGCGAGGCUGCCAACAGGUCUGUCCGAGAUGUCAUUGGCGGGAUUAUUGAGUUAUCAGAUUAUAUUACUUGUUGGACGUAUCACCAACUGGAGUCAUAAUAUGAGCAAGGCUUUCAAAGAAGUUGACAUAUACAGUCUGCACAGGAUGUCGGCUAACUCUCGCCAUGUCACAUUAUGCGGAGAAUUCCUGCACCGGCCAAAUGUCUCACUCAUUGAGCAACUCGUUGUCCUCGCACUGAUGGGAUUCUGUUAUAGUCUCGAUGCGACUCGAGCAAUGUUCUGGAUGACAAAUGCAUAUUUGCAGAUACGCUGUCGACAUCUCAACAAUGGGCAUAUUGAACUGGCAGAUAAAAAUCGAAAUCAUGCGGUCUGGAUUGGAACGACACUCGUGGCAACGUAUGAUCUGGGCACCCAAGCUUCUAUCCUCGGCAUGUCGUUAUUGAAUGCUCAAACGAUGCUUCCAGACUGGCAAAAAAAUGUCAAACUCUGCGAGCAGUAUUUCUGGAACGAUGCAUUAUCGCUCAAGCUAGCAGCCAAAAUCGGAAAUCUGUCAAAAGGCAGGAAACCCAUCAAAUAA